CCAUCCCCGCCCCGCUUCGCUUCCAACCCAAUAACGAAAAGUAGAAAAGCAUCCCUCUUCGAAGUUCCAACGCCCUUCCUCCAGAUCCAAGAAGAAAGGAGGAGGAGGAGAUCGCCGGCGGCGAUGGGGGCAAUCGAGACGCUGACGGAGAGGGCGGCGUUGCUCCGGGAGUCGCUCCAGAAGAGCCAGACCAUCACCGAUGGCAUCGUCUCCAUCCUCGGCUCCUUCGAUCACCGCCUCUCCACACUGGAAGCUGCCAUGCGCCCCACGCAGGUGAGAACGCAUGCGGUUCGGAUAGCGCACGAGAACAUUGACAGCAGAGAUUAAAGUGCUGAAGGGACCGCACGAGGACCUAGAAAAUUAUUUGGAGGCAGUUGAUCAGUUGAGAAGUGUAUUGCGCUUUUUUAACUCAAAUAAAAGCUUCAGGAGCAGUGAUGGAGUUCUUAGCAAUGUCAAUAAUUUGCUUGGUAAGGCCAUUGUGAAGCUGGAGGAUGAAUUUAGGGGACUUCUUGCCAAACACAGCAAACCAGUGGAGCCUGAUCGCCUUUUUGAUUGUCUUCCGGAUGCCCUCCGACCAUCAUCAGGGUCACCAGGGCAGCAGGGUGAUAGUGAUAAAAACCCAUUGGGUACCAAUAAUUCCGAGCAUCAAGCCAAAAACUUAGAGACUGCUGUAUACACACCACCAGUUCUCAUUGCUCCUAGGAUUUUGCCUCUACUGCGUAAGUUAGCUCAACAAUUGGUUCAAGCUGGACACCAACAUCAAUGUUUAAAGAUCUACAGUGAAAUUCGUGCUACAGCUUUAGAGAAGAGCCUUUCAAGCUUGGGAGUGGAAAAACUCAGUAGAGAUGAGGUGCAGAAGUUGCAGUGGGAGUCCUUGGAGGCCAAAAUUGGCAAUUGGAUUCACUUUAUGCGAAUUGCAGUCAAGCUGCUGUUUGCUGGGGAACGACAAUUAUGUGAUCAGAUCUUUGAAGGCAUUGCUUCUCUCAAGGAUCAAUGUUUUGCUGAAGUAGCUGCAAACAGUGUUGUGGUGCUACUUAGUUUUGGAGAGGCUAUUGCUAAAAGCAAAAGGUCGCCAGAAAAGUUGUUUGUGCUUCUAGACAUGUAUGAAAUAAUGCGUGAACUUCAACCAGAGAUCGAAGCUACAUUUGAAAGCAAAUCUUGUUCUGAAAUGCGAGAAUCUGCAUUGGCUUUGACAAAGCGCUUGGCUCAAACUGCAAAGGAAACUUUUGGUGAUUUUGAGGAAGCAGUUGAGAAAGAUGCAACAAAAACAACUGUUGCUGAUGGAACUGUCCACCCUUUAACUAGCUAUGUCAUUAAUUAUGUGAAAUUUCUCUUUGAUUAUCAAACAACACUGAAGCAGCUUUUCCAGGAGUUUGAACCUGGGGAUGAUACAAACUCCCAACUGGCAUCUGUAACAAUGCGAAUUAUGCAAGCUCUUCAGACUAACCUGGAUGGAAAGUCCAAGCAGUACAAGGAUCCUGCUUUGACAUACCUAUUUCUUAUGAACAACAUCCACUAUAUGGUCAGAUCUGUGCGCAGGUCAGAAGCAAAGGAUUUAUUGGGUGAUGACUGGAUUCAAAGACACCGAAGGAUUGUGCAGCAAAAUGCAAAUCAGUAUAGAAGGGUUGCUUGGGCGAAGGUAUUACAGAGCCUUUCUGGUCAAGGUUUGACUUCAUCAGGAGGUAGUAGUAUGGUAGGAAGUGAUGGAGGUAACAGCAGCGGAGUCUCAAGAGCAGCUGUGAAAGAGAGGUUUAGGUCUUUCAACUUUCAGUUUGAGGAGCUUCAUCAAAGGCAAUGUCAAUGGAUGGUCCCAGAUCAAGAGUUGCGUGAAUCUUUGAGGCUUGCGGUUGCUGAAGUUCUACUACCUGCGUAUAGAUCUUUUAUAAGACGAUUUGGGCCACUGGUUGAGAAUAGCAAGAAUCCAGUAAAGUACAUGAGAUACACUCCAGAAGAUCUUGAGCGCAUGCUUGGUGAAUUUUUUGAGGGAAAGAGCUUGAAUGAGACGAGAAGGUGACGGCUAGCUCCACCUUGGCAUGCUUUGUACAACUCAGGUCCAUAACUUUCCGAUGGGAUGCGGCAGUUUGUUUGAAGCCUAUAAAUAGAGCUGUUGCAGAUUUAUAACCACAGUGCUUGCACAAAAUGUUUUUAUGUUAGGUCAUUCAUGAGAUCAUAUUUCGAUCAAGUUUGAUUGGAGAAGCCUUUAUUUGAUUUUACUUUUAGUUCACACGUUAUAGCUACUGUAUCAAAACAAGAUCUGUUCAGAUUUGACAUUACUUAGUGGUCUGAUGCCUUUUCAUUUAUAAUUAUUCAAUAAAUAAGUGUUUGAACAUUCA
Molecule: messenger RNA, 2333 nt
Organism: Elaeis guineensis (African oil palm)
Lineage: Eukaryota; Viridiplantae; Streptophyta; Magnoliopsida; Arecales; Arecaceae
Source: RefSeq, a predicted model, not a curated record